Messenger RNA from Trichomonas vaginalis G3, 3462 nucleotides. Its product is annotated as protein kinase protein. The record is from RefSeq and is a predicted model, not a curated record. Gene Ontology annotation, molecular function: protein kinase activity; ATP binding. The coding region runs from base 1 to 3462 and encodes 1153 amino acids. Gene Ontology annotation, biological process: protein phosphorylation. Lineage: Eukaryota; Parabasalia; Trichomonadida; Trichomonadidae. The transcript has a single exon.
AUGUCUGGAAUUGCGAAUAUCACGUUUGGGGAAUGGUUCCAAACAAUAUAUUCAGAUAUUUUUGGUGUAUUCCAGAUGUAUAGGAGUGUGUAUUGUCAUCGUGCAAAAUUGGCUUUCCUUUGCCAACAAUUAAGCAAUUUCCAAAAAUCAAUGGGGCAAAUCGAAAUACCGUCAGACAGUCCAUCACCUCAACAGAUACAAAGGUUCAGAGAUCUAUUAAAAUACAUCAGUGAUCUUAGAAAUUUAUUUGCAUGUCUUGAUGCGUCCCAUUUCGUUGAAUUUGUAUCAACUGCAAAUGAAAAAUACGUCAAAUCGUUCGUCUCUAACUUUUGCAAGGAAUUUAAUAAGGUUUGCAGUGAUUUUCCAUUUUUAAAACAAGAACCUUUUAUUGAAGAUAAAGCUCAAGAAAUUACAGAUGAUAUAGCUGAUUUACAAGAUAUGAUUCGGAAAAUUUCAGGAAUCUUGCAAGAUCCAUCAGUUCCAUCGCAACUUACUGUUUUAUUACAGUGUAGAUUAGGCGAAUACCAGAAUGCACUCAAAGAAUUGAACACUGAGUUGGCUAGUUGCAAUACUAUAUCUAAAUCUCUUAAUGGAGAGAUGCUUAGACAAAGAUUAGAAUUACCUGAUUCAUUUUAUCUACAAAAAAGAGACUUUGUCCUUAAAAAGAAGAUUGGAUCUGGCGGAUUUGCAGAUGUAUAUGAAGGCAUUCAGCAAAGCACUCAAAAAGUUGUGGCCAUCAAAAUUUUACAUAAUAAUGAAAUUAGUGAGAGUUUAUUCAAAUCAUUCAAACGAGAAAUCGAAAUUCAGUCGAAACUUAAGAACUUUGCUAUUCUUGAACUUGUUGGUGUUUGUCUUGAAGCUCCAUUUUAUAUCGCUACUGAAUUUAUGCCAAAAGAUUGUUUGUUUAAACGUAUUCACUCACAAACAAAGCUCGAACCUACAAAGAAAACAAUUAUUGCAUUAGGAUGCGCAAUUGCAUUAUCAUAUAUGCACAAAUUGGAUUAUAUUCAUAGAGAUAUCAAGUCUCUCAACAUUUUACUUGAUGCUGAUGACUAUCCGAAGAUCUGCGAUUUCGGUAUGUCUAGAAAAUUAUUGCAUCAAGAAUUAAUGACAGGAGGAAUUGGAACCGCACAAUGGGAAGCACCAGAAGUUAUUAGUAAUCAAAUGUAUACAGAGAAAUGUGAUGUUUACUCUUAUGGUAUCUUAUUAUGGGAAAUCUUAACUGGAGAAGUUCCUUUCCGCGGUCUAACCCAGAUGCAGGUCGCCUCAGAUGUUGUAGGAAAUUCACAUCGUCCAGUCAUUCCUAAUGUUGCUCCUCCAAAAAUUACGAAGAUGAUUAAAUUAUGUUGGGAACAAGAUCCAAACAGAAGACCUUCAAUGGAAACAGUUGCCAGCGCUAUUGCUUGCGGAGAAGUUGUAUUUCCAGGUACUCAUAUGUCUGAAGUUCAAGCUUAUCUAACAAGAUUUGGUAAUGAUCCACUUGUUUCCGGAAUUAUUGAGUUAUCAAGUGGCAAAGAUCACCAGAACUCAGGCAGAAUUUACAAUCCAAGAGUCAAGAAUUCUCCAACACACAGUAAUGAGUUGAAAUUCCAAAACAGAACUCAAUCCGCGAGAGUUGAAACAACUCCAAGUGAAGUCAAACUUCUCAACAUGAUUGAUUUGAACAAACCAAAUGAAGCAUUAAUUCCAACUCUCAUUGAGAUGCUCAAGAACGAAGACAAUGAGCCUGUUAUCAGUUUAAUCUGUGAUCUUGCAGAGAAUCCUGAAUGGUGCAGAGAAUUCACGAAAUCUGAUUUAAUCAGUAGAUUAACAAUAAUUCUUUCUAAUACAACAUCACCUGUAAUUGCUGCAAAAAUCUAUGCAGUUUUCCAUAAAAUGCAAAUUGCAAAAGUUGAUAUUUCUUCAACAUACAAUGCGAUCUUUUCAUCAUUCCAGAAAAUCGGUGAUACAUCGAUGUUUGAUGUUCUUAAUCUAGUAACUUGUGCAACAAAAGAUGGUGUUGAAAUUCCAAUCAAUGAAGCAAUAAUCUCAAAAUUAGCUGCUUUCUUACAGGCAGGAAACAUGAAUCAUAGAACAAUGGCUGUUGAUAUCUUCCAGCAAUUAAUUUCAAAAUGCGAUAAUCCAAAGUUGUUUAUUUCAAUAUUUGGACCAUCAAUUGCAAACUUAAUUCCUGGGGGUGGAAUUCUUUCAAAAACAAUCAUAAUCGUUACUCAUCUAAUCAUCACAGGAAAACUUGAGUCAGAGUUCAUUGCUGCUGGUGGUUUCAUGAGUUUUCUGCAAUUAUUUACAACAAAAGAUCCAAGAAUUCCUGAAUUAAAUGAGAAUGACAGAAAAAGAGUUUUUCAUUCAUUCCUUUCUUUGUUGAAAGUUCCUUUGAAUGAAAAGAUUUUGCUAGAAUUUGCAAAUUUGUUACUUAAAACAUUGACAUGUUUAAGUGGAGAUGAAGUUGUUCAUUUUGUUGCAGCAACAACACAUACUUUCGUGAAACCAGAUCUUUCUCCUGUUAUUCUCGCAAAAUAUGCAGAAUUCAUCAAGAAAUGUCUUGAAAAUCCAGAAAUCAGAGUUGUUUUGAUUGCUUUGAAAGUUAAAUACUACUUCUUAAUGAAUGAGAAAACAAGAUAUUCCUUCUUAGAUUCUGGAGAAAGAUUGACAGAACUAUUAAAUCCGAAAGAUGAAGCUGUAUCUGCUUUGGCUGCUUCUUGUUUAAUCUUCUUUUACGCAUCAAUUGAAGGAGAAGAUUAUCUCAAGCUACUCAACCAAAAUCUCUUCCAAUACAUGUAUUACUGCUUGUCUUCUGAGUUCAGACUAACACCAUACGCAUUGAGAUUGUUUGGAACAAUAUCGAUGACAUACGAUGGAGCUGCUUUCCUUCAAUCAAAUCAGAUUCCUCAAUUGGCAGGAAAUUUCAUGUGUUCGAACACUCCAGAAAUCAAAUUACUUGGAUUCAAAGCUUUCUCGACUUAUGUCGUUACGUAUCCAAUGUCUGAAACAGCUUUGGCAGCAAUUCAGAUAUCAAUCCAAUCAUUGGCAAAUACAUCUUUGGCUCCUUAUCCUCUGUUAAUGCUCAGUUCAUUGAUUGUCUGUCCGAUCGCUGCUAUAAACAUUGCUCCAAAUAUUGGAUAUUUGAUUAAAAUGUUGGAUUUAGCAGAUGGAUCUCACAGACUUUUGAUUUUGAGAUUGUUGACAAAGAUAUUUGGAAUUCUGGAAGCAAGAGAUUAUUUCAAUGACACAAAUGCUUUGGUAGAACUCUUCAAUAAAGCGGAAACAUUCUUCGGAACGAAGUAUUGGUGGAGAUUAGUCAAAUUAAUUGAUGUGUCAACAGGAACAACAACAGGAUUAAGAGCAAUUGCUCAAUCAAAUGUUAUUGAAGUUCUCAAACAAGCAAUUCAGCUCAGAAAUAUCACGACAAAACAAAAACGUCAUAUCAACAGAGUUUUUGUUCGAAUUCAGCAAAUUUCAUAA